GUUCAGGGAACUUGUUUUUCCACUUUCUCACCGUCCCUCUUGCGCUCUCUUUCUCUUUCUCCAUUCACUGAGCUCCGGUGCAGACUGCAGACUCGAUCUCCGACCCCACCUCCUUCUCCUAAUCAAACCAACUAUCACCAAUCUACCACAGACCCCACCUCCUUCUCCUAAUCAAACCAACUAUCACCAAUCUACCACAGACCCCACAUCCUUCUCCUAAUCAAACCAACUAUCACCAAUCUACCACAGACCCCACCUCCUUCUCCUAAUCAAACCAACUAUCACCAAUCUACCACAAUGGCUGGUCGAGGCAGUGUGAGAGCCAGUGGAAACUUCAACGCCAACCAAGAUGCAGAGACACUCUACAAGGCCAUGAAGGGACUGGGAACUGAUGAAGAUUCCAUCAUGAAGUUGUUGACGUCCCGUAGCAACAGCCAGAGACAGCAGAUCAAAGCUGCAUACAAGACCCUGCACGGCAAGGACCUGGUAGGUGAUCUGAAGGGUGAACUGGGGGGAAAGUUUGAGACUCUGGUGGUGGCUCUGAUGACUCCGCCCAUCCUCUACGAUGUGACAUCACUACGGAACGCCAUCAAGGUAUUUGACCCGGAUCUAGUGAUGUCAUAUCCUGUGAGUGAUGGUUACCUGUAGAUGGCCAAGCUGC
Messenger RNA from Coregonus clupeaformis (lake whitefish), 661 nucleotides. Its product is annotated as annexin A5-like. Gene Ontology annotation, molecular function: calcium ion binding; calcium-dependent phospholipid binding. The transcript has 5 exons. Gene Ontology annotation, cellular component: cytoplasm. The coding region runs from base 298 to 648 and encodes 116 amino acids. NCBI's taxonomy places the organism in Eukaryota, Metazoa, Chordata, Actinopteri, Salmoniformes, Salmonidae. The record is from RefSeq and is a predicted model, not a curated record.